AAUUUUACAUUACAAUUUUCAGUUAAUUUAUAAUUAGCUGCUUACACAAGGACUAAUGGAGGCUUUUCAGGGAUGAAUUCAUUGAAUUGUGUAUCAAGUAAAAGUACGAAGAAGAAAAAAUCAUCUCUAGAAACAAGAAAUGAGAAGAAAGAAGCAUUCAAUAUGGCAGAUAAACCUGACAGUGAGUCACCUUCACCGUCAGUAAAUAGAUCAGAUUCAUUGAUUGAGGAAACACAUGUAACCGAUGCUGAGACCGGGCAUACAGGAAGUAUUGGAAAACAUAUUGAACAAAUAGAAAACAUUGAUGAUUCACAAAGUGAACAUGAUAUAAGUGGGAGUGAAGAAAAAACUCAAAAAUCUUGUGCAAAGGAUAUUACAGAAGUAGAGAUUAGUGGUGAUACUAUUGAAAAUAAGGAGAAGUCUGAGAUUAAUCUGGAAGAAUUAGGGUUUGUAGAGGUGAAUGAGUCUGAUGUGGUAGAUAUGGCAUCUGUAAAUGCUGGGAAAGUGAAGUUUGAUAUGGAAGUCGAAGAUGAGACUGUUGAAGUGUUUAGUGAAUUUGUUGACAUGAGGUCUGUGAUUGGAGAUAUAAAGGUUAAACACAGUGUUGAAGAAGUUGUAGAGAUAAGUGCAGAACUGCUGUUGCAAUACUUGAAGAGGCAUCAGAAAAAGCAAUAUAAAGCUGUAUUACGGAAUGGUAGCUGGGAUAUUAAACAUAACAUCAGACAUUCUUUAUGGUUUAAUAUUUGUCACUACCUACACAAAGCCGAUGAUCAUGAUAUUUUUAGUGAAUUUGCAGAGGAUUUGUUCUCACCAGGAGAUGCAUCAGAUAUUAGGGUUCCAGCGUUUGUGGACGUUGAUCACUUGAACUACUAUCACUUGUCGCAGGAUGGCAUUCACAGUGCCAAACAAAUACUGUGUGUACUGGAACACUCGUGUCCUGAUAUUAUAUACAGUCCGAUUCUGUUCUCUGUACUUAGUUUGUUCCUGCAUUACAUGGACGUAUCCCAGUGUUAUAACUGUCUAUAUUCAUUGCUGCGUAACAAAGAAAGCGGAUUCUUACCAACGACCAAAGUAUCGGUGGAAGCCUCUAAACUAGUCAUCCGAGAUCUUGCCAAAAAAUAUGCCAAAUCUGGUUAUGUGCUGGUGGUACGAAAUUGUGGUAAUGUGGACCAGGUAUUUGACACAUGGAUCUGGUGGAUAUUUGAAGAUCUCCCUUUCUCAUACUUGGUACGGAUUAUGGACUGCUACCUUAAUGAAGGUAUCAAGGUGUUUUAUCGGGUUGCCUUGGCAAUACUCACACUGUUUGCAAAGACCAAUAUCAAAAAAUCGCCAAAGAAAGACAACAGUACGGGCAAUAUUUUGUCAGCUCUGCGGCAGUUCUGUCGUGAAGUGCCAGUCGGUGUUGAUAAACUUUUAAAGACUGGGUUCUCAAUCAGAGGUCUAGGUAGGAAAGAAAUUCGCAAGCUACAAGUAAAACAUGAGAUGUAUGUCACAAGUACUAAACACGUCAACAAUUUUAACGAGGGUCAAGCGAGUCGAUUAUCAAUUACAAGGUCGUUCAGCGGACCAAUUGUCUUACAGAACCUUGGAACGGAUACUCUUACUGUAGAUAUGCCAUGCACGGAGGAUCGAUUACGGUCUAGAUCAGUUGGAUCUCUUCAGCCAUAUAUACAGGAAUCUUCAAUCCUUCAUAGGAAGAGUUUAUAUGCAAUACUAAAAUGGAUACCUACAAGGUACGCAAUCUGUCAACCGGAACUGUUAUAUACGUCAGAGGAACAUGGAACCAGUCUUGUGACGUUAUAUCAGAGGGUCGAGAACUACCAGCCUACGAUCAUAGUCAUUAAAACAACACAAGAUGAGGUGUUUGGAGCAUUUUGUUCGGCCUGUUGGAGGGACAGAAGGCAGAAGAGCCAGUUGUUAUCGUACUUUGGUACUGGCGAAACAUUCCUGUUUACGCUGUGGCCCGAGAAGAAGAAAUAUGAGUGGGUGGGGCUGAAAGAGGAAAAUAUUUCCAACACAGCCAGCAUGUUCCAGGCUGGAGACAGGAAGAUUCUCACAGUAGGAGGAGGGCAUGGCAAUGCGAUAUCAUUGGACGAGAAUCUUCUACAUUGCCGUACAGAGAAAUGUGAUACGUUCGACAACGAGCCUUUGAGCAAGUGCGAAGACUUUCAGUGUAAAGUUGUGGAGGUUUAUGGCUUUGUGUAGUGAACCGGAGUUAACCGGACCUAUGUGAUAAUAGUAGGAUGAUCUUCCAUUCCCAACAUAUUGAUGUGUAGAUUAUAAGAAUUGUGGGUAGUUACUUAAAACAUAGAAUGUGUUUAGAGAGAUUACAUGUCUGGA
Messenger RNA from Ruditapes philippinarum (Manila clam), 2340 nucleotides. RefSeq names its product GTPase-activating protein skywalker-like. Lineage: Eukaryota; Metazoa; Mollusca; Bivalvia; Venerida; Veneridae. The coding region runs from base 73 to 2205 and encodes 710 amino acids. The record is from RefSeq and is a predicted model, not a curated record. The transcript is spliced from 11 exons.